AUGGAACCGACCUAUUAUACUAACCAGAACCUUAAUGAAACCACUUUAAGAAUACCCAAGAAAAGGUUGAUAGGAAGGUCUAAGGUGGCGUUUUUGUUCUUUUUGACGAGGUUAAUUCUAAUAAGUAGUUUGCUGCAGUUUUCCGAGUCCGUUAAAACUGAUUUAAGCCAGGGGAGUUUUAGUAUUUCCAAAAGGGGAAGGAAAACACCCCGACCCGAAAUACCCUGUAACAUAUUCGAAAAACUUAAUACUAUUCAUAAAUUAAACGCAGUUGAUAAGUUCAGCAUGAUUAGUAUGAAAAGUUUAAAACAAUUGUCUAACCUUAGGAAUUUAAUAAGGUUUAAAUAUAAUAAAGGAAGUAGAAAUUAUAAAAAUCGCAAUUUUUACAAGUGUCUGUUUGUUAAAAAUUUGAAUGAACCACAAAUAGAUGGCGGAAAUAUAAUUUAUGGAAGUCAAUUUUACGCAUAUUCACCAUCGAGUUACGAAAAUGUGCCUUCAUAUAAUGGCUCAUACGGUCUGGAUGAGUCGAACACGUUUGUGUCUAACCAUUACAGAAACAUGGGAGAAGAUAUAGUUGAGUACCUGAACAGGAAGAAAAUCGAAUACAACGAAUCGCCAGUAAAGUACACACUGAAGUUCUGCCCAUUCUGCCCACCUCAUAGAUUCAAAUCAGAUAACCUAUAUAAACACGAAAUUUUUAAAAAUUCAGGAAACUCAUACUGUCAUCGCUGUGGAUACAAGGGAAGUCUGUUUGAUUUCAAGGCACACAUGGGAGAUUUGCCAGGAGCAUUUGACAUAGCAUCUGACCCUAUUACUAACCCUUUCGGAGCAAAGAAAGUCCAAAAGGACCCUGAUGUGACGAUCACGGAUGUGAACAAGUUUGAAGAUAAUUUGUACAAUAACCCAGAAUACGCCUGUGUGUUAGAAUAUCUGACAAAGACCAGAGGACUAAAGACACAUGUGCUAAAGAAAUACCACGUAGGAGCCGGCACUUUCAAGUUCAAGUCCGUAACGGGAAAGCUAGAGCCAGAGAAGUGCGUAGUAUUUCCUUGGCUAUCGACACCACAUAAACCGUACGCUGAUAUGGGUGAUGAUGUUGAGAUACGAGAUGAAUCAGAGGGGUUUGACUAUAAUAGAGAGUAUACAACCGAUAAGCUAAACGUAAAUAGAAUAAAGAUAAGGAGUAUAUACGACAAGUCGAAGAUAAAGAUAUUACCAAGAGGAGGCACAUGGGGGAUGUUUGGAGGCCACUUGAUCCAGGAGGCCCUGGAAAAGGACUCAAUAGUGUUAUCUGAAGGUGAACUUGACGCGAUGAGUAUAUUCCAGGAGACGGGAAGAAUCACAAUCUCACUUCCAAAUGGAGCAAACUCACUCCCGCUGGCAUUAUUACCAAAGCUCGAAAAGUUUAACGAAAUUUAUCUAUGGAUGGAUUUCGAUGCCCCAGGACAGUCUAGCAUCUCACAUUUCGCAAAUAAGUUAGGAAUACAAAGAGUCAAAAUAGUACAUCCACUGAAUACGCCAAGUACAACUGGUACAACUACUACAGGCACUACCACAACAGGUGCUGGAACCACAACCAAAGGAACUAAAUCUACAACUACGGCAACACCAACGAGUAAAAGUAAGAUGAUGAAAGAUGCCAACGAAGUGCUAUUGAGUGGAGGAGUGGACAUGAAUAAUUACUUCAAAAAUGCAACGGUGAUGACACACUCGCAAAUUCUGACCUUUAAUGACAUAAAACAGCUGGUCUAUAACGAGCUGAGUGAUCCUGUAACAACAUGCGGUAUCAAGAGCAUAACGAUGCCAGGGUUGUCAAACCUGCUCAAAGGACAUAGAAGAGGAGAAUUGACUGUUUGGACAGGAUCAACAGGAUCAGGAAAAACAACACUACUAUCCCAACUAUCAUUGGAUUAUUGUUUACAGGGAGUUUCAACACUCUGGGGAUCAUUUGAAAUAAAUAAUGUUAGAUUGGCUAAAACAAUGCUGAGACAGUUUUCAGGGAGAAAUUUGGAGAAUAGCUUGAAUGAGUUUGAUUAUUACGCUAAUAAGUUUAACGAGCUGCCACUAAGGUUUCUGAAGUUUCACGGGAGUACAAAUAUAGAUAUCGUGCUGGACGCAAUGGAUUACGCAGUCUACGUGUACGACGUGCAGCAUAUAAUAAUUGAUAACCUGCAGUUCAUGUUGUCGAAUUACUCAGGACCCUCACAAAACUCAUCAUACGGGGGAUACAGUAGCACCAAGGAUGUAUACGAGUUACAGAACAGAACAAUAGAGAAGUUUAGAAGGUUUGUAACCAACAAGAAUAUUCACCUGUCACUGGUAGUACACCCGAGGAAAGAGGCAGAUGGGAUUCAGUUGGGACUUUCGAGCGUUUUCGGCUCAGUAAAGAGUACACAGGAGGCAGACAAUGUUAUAAUUCUGCAAAAUAUACUAAAUGAGUCCAGAUGUAUCGAUGUUAAGAAGAACAGAUUCGCAGGUUUAUUGGGAAGAGUGUACUUUAAGUUCGACCCGGUAUCUUUAACGGCACAGGAGUUUAAGGUGACCGAGUAUUUAAAUGAGUAUACCACGAAUAAUUUCACAAAGGCAAAGGUUAAAAAGGAUCAAACUGAGUCUCCAACAGUCCCUUCAGGAGCCUUUCCAAUAAACGGAGGAUCUGAAGUAAAAUCAAAGGUUUCAUUAAGUAAUUUUAAGAUUAAUUUACCCCAAGUUAACUCAACAAAUUUAUCAACUGAGCCAAUGAACAUUCCGAUUACAACUAGUACUAUGAUGACUGAAGAUUACCAGUCCCGAGCAGUCCCUGCAUCUACAACCACAAACUAUAGGGAAAGGGAACGAAAUAAUCUAGGAUUAACAGGAAUUGAUUUACUAAACCUAAAACCAGUCUCACAGUAUGUCAAUAAGAUUAUACAACAAAAUUAUUCAACAACCUCAAAUGGUAACCAGGAAAGUGGAGAUAGUUCAACUAAACAAGAUAGCACAGAAUCAAGCGGUGUUGAUUUAACUAAAUCAAAUAUGACUGGAACAGGAGAUAAUAGUAAUAGUAGUGGGAAAGGAAGAAAAAAGAGUAGUAAAAGCGAUCCGGUUGAAGAAGAAUAUUUGAGCAUGAGAGGUUUGAAGAUAAGCAAGAGCAGUACCAUAAAGGAGAUGAGAGACUUUGUGAAGAAGAAUGGCUUGGGAGAGUUGGUUAAGACAGCAGGGAAAGGAAUUAAGAAGGAAGCAAUAUAUGAAAAUAUCAGGUCAACCAUACCACAAUCAGCAGUAGUAAAUACUAAACAAACAGAAAAACUAGAUGCAUCUGGUGAAUCAGAAACUGUAGAAACUAUUAAAGUUGAGGAUGAGGGUAGCCCAAAGUCAGAAGUUCACUCGUUUGGAGUUAGUACGAGUAAGUCACUUCUGAAGUUGGAACGUAUCAAUGUAGUUCCUAACAACGAUAUUGAUGAAUUCAAGCUUAAAUAUCUGAGUAAGUUACCCAAGUCACUCUACAAAGGUGAAUCACAACCUCCAAGUCAACCAGAAAAGGUUGCAAGUAAUGAUCAACCACCAAUCCCAGUUGACGUGUAUUAUAGCGUAAAUUAUGACCCGUUGUUGAUUGACGGGAUAAUAUAUGUAGAUAGUUAUGAGAAGCUGGAGUCAUUAAAACCUCUUUUUAAGGACCCGAAAGCAGUGGGGGUUGACAUUGAAACUACAGGCCUGGAUCAUAACACAAACCAAAUUAGAUUAGUUCAGUUAUCAGUACCGAACCAACCUUCCGUAAUCAUAGACCUCUUUAAACUCAAUACUAAUAAUCCAGAAUCAGAUAAUGUGGUACCUGGUAGAAACGAGUUGAUAAAAUGUGAAUGGCUGAAGAACUUGUUCAAGAGUAAAGAUACAGUAAAGGUGUUCCAUAACGGUAAGUUUGACAUCAAUUUCCUAAGAGUGUAUGGUUUCGAGUUCGAAGGACCAAUAUUUGACACAAUGGUGGCAAGUAAACUUUUAGUUGCAAGCAGAUAUAUAAGCUGUAAGCUUACGCAUGUCUCUGAACGCUACCUCAACAUUGUGCUUGACAAGACACAGCAAUACUCAGACUGGUCAACACUACAACUCUUUGAGGAGCAGCUUUUAUAUUCUGCUAGAGAUUCUUUUGUACUGCUCCCGCUAUACGUUAUCCUGGAACAUUUGCUUAAAAUCAAUAACCUCGCAGACAUAGCGAGUGUGGAAAACAAGUGUAUCCUGGCAACUUCCGAUAUGGAGCUUAACGGAAUCAAAGUCGAUGAAGAUAAACUAAGAAUUCUACAAGAUGAACUCAAACAGGAGCAUCAAGAAAUUUCAAAUGAUCUAUACUCACAACUUAACCAUAGUGAAAUAAACUUGAAUUCACAAAAGCAAGUGUUGGAAAAGUUACAGGAGCUGAAGAUAAUGGACAGGUCAAAGAAAAAGAUCAUAAGCGAUACCAGUGAAUCGACACUAAUAAGGAACAUGUCAAACCCGAUCAUAUCAUCAUUGAGAGAAUACAGAAAAGCCAAUAAAGCCCUAACAGCUUUUACGCAGAAAUUGCCAAACCACAUUAAUCCAAUCACGAAGAGAAUCUACCCGAACUAUAACCAGCUGGGAGCAGAAAGUGGAAGGUUCAGUUGUGAUGGGCCUAACUUACAACAAGUUCCAAGAGAUAAGAAGUUUAGAGAGUGUUUCGUGGCUCCAAAGGGCUCCAAGUUUGUUAUUGCAGACUUCUCACAAAUUGAGCUGAGAAUUGCGGCUGAAAUAGCAAAUGAUCCAAAAAUGAUCCAAGCAUAUCAACAAAACGUUGACCUACAUUCUCUUACUGCCAGCAUACUAAAGAAUAAAAGUAUAAAUGAAGUUAAUAAGGAAGAAAGGCAGUUGGCAAAAGCAGUGAAUUUCGGUCUAAUAUUUGGCAUGUCUAUAAAUGGCUUGAGAAUGUACGCAGAAACGGGAUAUAACUUAAAGCUUACUCAAACUGAAGCGAAAGAGAUAUAUACGUCUUUUUUCAAUAAUUUUAAAGGGAUCUUAAAUUGGCAUAAUUCUGUAAAGAAUAGUAGACCGACAAUGGUUAGAACCUUGGGGAAUAGGUUAUCAGUGUUUGAAUCCUUUUCAUUUACACGUUCCCUAAACUACCCAGUCCAGGGUACAUCGGCAGAUAUUACUAAGGAGACGAUGGCUAGGCUGGUGGAUUCCGUUAAGCCACUGAAUGCUAAGAUAAUCAUAUGCGUGCACGACGAAAUAAUACUCGAAGUCCCUGAAGAUAACGCCGAAAAGGCACUAAAGAUGCUAAUUGACACCAUGGUCAAAUCUGGUGAAAAGUACCUCAAAAAGGUUCCCGUAGAGGCCAUGGGUUCGAUAGGAGACUCAUGGGCAGAUAAAUCUUAA
Messenger RNA from Theileria annulata, 5361 nucleotides. Its product is annotated as DNA polymerase i, putative. Gene Ontology annotation, molecular function: 5'-3' DNA helicase activity; 3'-5' exonuclease activity; DNA-directed DNA polymerase activity. Gene Ontology annotation, biological process: DNA-templated DNA replication. The coding region runs from base 1 to 5361 and encodes 1786 amino acids. The transcript has 11 exons. The record is from RefSeq and is a predicted model, not a curated record. Lineage: Eukaryota; Apicomplexa; Aconoidasida; Piroplasmida; Theileriidae.